CGGCGGCAGGAGGAGGGUCUCCGAGCCCGGGCUCGACUCGCCAGCGCUCUGAGCCUGCGUCCGCCGAGGAGGAGGGUUUCCCCGGCCCGGCCGGAGUGGCGGCUGGGCGCUCCUGGCUCAGAGCGCAAGCGACUGUCAAGAGAGUAGGAGAGUGGAGCUGCCGGAAGUGUCUGCGCGCCGCGAGAGAACUUUCCUGCUCCGGCCGCGGCCCGGAGCCUCCGCCGCCCGCGCGCUCGCAGCGACGAUGCGCCCCGAUGACAACGACCUGAGUGGCCCCGCGCCUCGGCCCACUGCCCGAGUCUGCGCUCGCCUCGCCGCAGGGGAGGAAGCCUGAGCCCAGAGGCAGCGCCGCGCCGCAGGAGCCCGGCGCAGGCGGCGCGGCGCUCGGGGCCCGCUUCCUCUGCGCCGUCCCCUAGCGUCCCCGCGCGUUGCCCGCGAUCGCGCGUCCCCAGCGCCAGCCGCGGUCGCCGGCUGUCUCCGCCCUGACUGCCGGCCCGGACGUGUCCCCGGCUGCCGCUGGCAGUGCCUGUGCCAUGGGGCUGCCUACUCUGGAGUUCAGCGAUUCCUACUUGGACAGCCCGGAUUUCAGGGAGCGCCUACAGUGUCACGAGAUUGAGCUGGAGCGAACCAACAAGUUCAUCAAAGAGCUCAUUAAGGACGGCUCUCUGCUCAUUGGGGCGCUGAGGAAUCUGUCUAUGGCAGUACAGAAAUUCUCCCAGUCAUUGCAAGAUUUCCAGUUUGAAUGUAUUGGUGAUGCUGAAACAGAUGAUGAAAUUAGUAUCGCUCAGUCACUUAAGGAAUUUGCGAGACUACUCAUUGCAGUCGAAGAAGAAAGGAGAAGACUGAUUCAAAACGCUAAUGAUGUAUUAAUUGCGCCACUUGAGAAAUUUCGCAAAGAACAGAUAGGUGCAGCAAAAGAUGGAAAGAAGAAGUUUGACAAGGAGAGUGAAAAAUACUAUUCUAUUCUUGACAAACAUUUAAAUUUGUCUGCAAAGAAAAAGGAGUCUCAUUUGCAAGAGGCAGAUACACAGAUUGACCGAGAACAUCAAAACUUCUAUGAAGCAUCACUAGAAUAUGUCUUUAAAAUUCAAGAGGUUCAAGAAAAAAAGAAGUUUGAAUUUGUUGAACCGCUUUUGUCCUUCCUUCAAGGUUUAUUUACUUUUUACCACGAGGGAUAUGAACUCGCCCAGGAAUUUGCACCGUAUAAGCAACAGCUGCAAUUCAACUUGCAGAAUACAAGGAAUAAUUUUGAAAGUACUCGACAAGAGGUAGAGCGGUUGAUGCAAAGGAUGAAAUCUGCCAACCAGGAUUACAGACCACCCAGCCAAUGGACGAUGGAAGGCUAUCUGUAUGUCCAAGAGAAACGACCACUUGGUUUUACAUGGAUUAAACAUUAUUGUACAUAUGAUAAGGGAAGUAAAACAUUUACAAUGAGCGUUUCAGAAAUGAAAUCCAGUGGGAAAAUGAAUGGCCUUGUUACCAGCUCACCAGAAAUGUUUAAAUUAAAAUCUUGUAUCCGAAGAAAGACAGAUUCAAUUGACAAACGGUUCUGCUUUGACAUAGAAGUAGUUGAAAGGCAUGGGAUCAUCACGUUGCAGGCCUUCUCCGAAGCUAAUCGGAAGCUCUGGCUCGAAGCCAUGGAUGGGAAGGAACCGAUUUACACCCUGCCUGCCAUUAUUAGCAAGAAGGAAGAAAUGUACUUGAAUGAAGCAGGGUUCAACUUUGUAAGGAAAUGCAUUCAAGCUGUGGAAACAAGAGGCAUCAACAUUUUAGGCCUCUACCGAAUAGGAGGUGUGAACUCUAAAGUUCAGAAACUCAUGAACACCACAUUUUCUCCAAAAUCCCCUCCUGAUAUUGACAUUGAUAUUGAACUGUGGGAUAAUAAGACAAUAACAAGUGGGCUGAAAAACUACCUCAGGUGCCUUGCAGAACCACUGAUGACUUACAAGUUACACAAAGAUUUUAUUGUUGCUGUUAAGUCUGAUGAUCAAAAUUACCGGGUGGAGGCUGUGCAUGCAUUGGUGCACAAAUUGCCAGAGAAAAACAGAGAGAUGCUGGACAUCUUAAUAAAGCACCUGGUCAAAGUAUCACUACACAGUCAACAAAAUCUCAUGACUGUCUCAAACCUUGGUGUCAUUUUUGGCCCAACUCUAAUGAGAGCACAGGAGGAAACUGUGGCUGCCAUGAUGAAUAUUAAAUUUCAGAACAUUGUGGUUGAAAUUCUGAUAGAGCACUAUGAAAAGAUUUUUCAUACUGCCCCAGACCCAAGCAUUCCUCUGCCUCAGCCUCAGUCUCGAUCUGGAUCCCGAAGGACACGAGCCAUCUGCCUCUCCACAGGCUCCCGGAAGCCCAGAGGGAGGUAUACUCCAUGCCUGGCAGAACCUGAUAGUGACUCCUAUAGCAGCAGCCCAGACAGCACACCCAUGGGGAGCAUCGAGUCGCUCUCCUCUCACUCUUCUGAACAAAACAGCACUACAAAGUCCGCCUCCUGCCAGCCCAGGGAGAAAUCUGGAGGGAUUCCUUGGAUUGCAUCCCCAUCACCUUCCAACGGACAGAAAAAUCUUGGUCUCUGGACAACUAGUCCCGAAUCAAGUUCUAGAGAAGAUGCAACCAAAACAGAUGCAGAAUCCGAUUGCCAGAGUGUUGCCUCAGUCACUAGCCCAGGGGACACUUCCCCACCCAUAGACCUGACCAAGAAAGGGCCUUAUGGGCUUUCAGGACUGAAAAGAGCCUCAGCUUCCUCUCUCAGAUCCAUCUCUGCCGCUGAAGGAAACAAGAGCUAUAGUGGAUCCAUUCAAAGCCUAACUUCCAUAGGUUCCAAGGAGACACCCAAAGCCGCACCAAACCCAGACCUGCCUCCAAAAAUGUGCAGGAGGUUAAGGCUGGACACUGCCUCAAGCAAUGGCUACCAGCGACCUGGCUCCGUUGUGGCAGCUAAAGCCCAGCUGUUUGAAAAUGUUGGUUCACUUAAGCCAGUUUCUUCUGGGCGCCAAGCCAAAGCCAUGUACUCCUGUAAAGCAGAGCACAGCCAUGAGCUCUCCUUCCCACAGGGGGCGGUAUUUUCCAACGUGUACCCAUCAGUGGAACCAGGAUGGUUGAAGGCAACUUAUGAAGGCAAAACAGGACUAGUCCCAGAAAAUUAUGUUGUCUUCCUCUAAUACUGUUUAGUGGAUGGCAGUAUCUUCAUGGUAUCCAUGGUAACAAAUAAUAAGUGCUAUGAUUUUAUCUGACACAGAUAUGGGGAUCAGCCCACUAAAUGAAAACAGUCAAUUUCUAUCAAGUUCUACACCAGCGGACUAUGGAGCUCCCUAUUAAUGGAAAAGAAAAGAAAAAUGUUUAAAUUGUUUGCCAAUCCUGUUUUUAUUUUUUAGCGGUUUUCUUAUUUUAAAAUCUUGCCUUUUUUGGGGGGGAGGGGAGGAUAAGUAACUCUCCAUAAUGUCUCUUCCAUAACAAUUGUAGAAUCUCAAAUACUGUGUUAAGUACUAUACCCCAGAAAUUUGGAAACCAGAAAUCUGCUAAAAGGAUUUUGAAAUCUAUGCUUUACUGUCUGGUAGUCUCUGAGAAACCUUGAAAUCAUUACUUAAAAAUGUAAUUUAAAUUGUUCAUUUGAUAUGUUUUCUUAAAAAUAUACUGCUUUUAUAUAUGAUUGUUUUGCUGGUCCUAAACAUUUCAAGGAAAUAAGUUUUUUUAACAUAAGUUUAUUUUUAUUUGUUUACCAAGUAGAUGAUAAUAUUCAAAAGCAAUAAUGUAUAUGAUAUCUGUAAGUGAAACCAAAUUAAGUCAUACACUGAUUCCACUGUAGUCGCUCCUUCCAGCAUUCCAGACACCUUCCAUGGGCUUCAGCAGGGAUCAGCAAACUCUUUCUGUCUAAAGCCUGAUAGGAAACAUUUGGGGCUUUGCAGGCCCUGUGGUCUCCAUCGCAAUACUCAACUCUGCCACUGUAGCAGAAAGCAGCCAUAGACAAUAAAUAAACAAAUGAGCGUGGCUGUGCGCCAAUGAAACUUUAUUUAUGGACCCUGAAAUUUGAAAAUCCUAUAAUUAUCAUGGUCAUGAACUAUUAUGCUUCUUUGACUUUUUAAAAUUCAUUUAAAAAUGUAAAUGUUUUUAAGCUCAUGGGCUGUACAAAAACAGGCCACAGGCCAGAUUGGAUUCAUGGGUCGUGGUUUGCUGACCCCUGGUUUAGAGAAUGUGUAAACCUACUUCAUAACUUUGGAAUUGUUUUUGAAAUUUUACUACAUUAGCAUAUAAAUAUUGAUAAAUCAUAUGCACAUACCCUCUGCUGGUAGCAUUAUAGUGGUAUCACAAACGUAUAAUUACAAUAAUAGGAAAACAAUGUACAAGUGCAGUAUGAAGGCAUACAACUUAAAUUCUACUUGUAACACUGUGAAGUGUCAAAGUAUUUUAUUGCUAUCUAAUUUUGGCUUUUGAGAAAUUUUUCUAAAGCCUAUGCUUAGUUGAAACAGAUUCUAAACAUAAAGGUACAGGAUUCUUAAGUUAUUUUGAACCACAACAUUUGAAAUUAUUUCAUCAUCUUUAGCAGGAAUAAAAUCUGUACAUGAUUUUCUUUUAUGCCACUUAAUUUACAGCCUUUGUUAGGAAUUUCACUGAAUUUAUAGAGCAUAGAAAUAGAUAUUUACUUCCCAUGCAUAUAUACCAUCAACGUCUGGUUAUGUGUCAACCUUUAUUCCUAUUAUUCCUGUUUCAAUAAUUCUGCUAUGUUAUUUCUAUAAAUAUCUGCAUGUGGCAAAGAGCCUUUCUUCUCAAGAUUCCAAAAAGUUGGUUACCUGCCAUUGAUGGCCAAAGUGCUGGCCCAUUUGGCCAUGAUAUUUUACUUGUUAAUUCAGAGUUCUCCACUGUAUAGACACUCAGGUAUUGACUGUAGGCAACUCUUUUUAUGUGAUAUUAUAAUCUGUAGUCUCAAUCUCUUUUACUUUAAAUUAAUAUUUCUAGAGUUAAUAGGUUAAAUUAUACGUGCACACAUACAUACACAACUAUGCCGUAGAGCAUUUAUGCUUUCAAAGUUAAAAAUGGAAUAAUGGAUUAGAAUUUAAAAAUAAAGAGGAAAACAGUAGGCAGAGUCACAACCAGAAAUAAAUAUCAGUGCACUGAAAUAAAGGAAAGGAAAAUAUUUAAUGUUAUAAGAAUUAGUAAUAUAAUGAAAAAAUCUGAAAAAAGUUUGUCUUUUUCUUUUAUCUCCUGCUGUUGAUCUUUGUACACUAUAAUCAGGUGUUGCAAGAGCCACUUGGUGUCUAGAUCCUUGGUGGCCCUUAGAAAUAAUAGCAUUGCUGACGCCCUGACUACCCUCUGCUGGAACAGAAGGUAGUCAUUCCAAUGUACCAGUCCCUUAGUCUAUGUAACACCCUCAUUUUAAGCACCCUUGCCAUCAUCUGGAUCCUACUAGAUUAGAACCUCUUAAGGCAAAUUGAUUUUCUUUCAAAGACCAACUUGACUCUAAAGAGAGGUUCAGAAUCCUAUUUCACAUGCUGCUGCAUAAAGAAAGUUCAACCUUCAUUUUAUUUUAACACAGACCAGAGUGUUCCUGUCUUUGAGUUGUCUAUGAGCUAAUUCCACUGAUGCUCAGUGAGGAAUGAAAUCUUUUGCUGUAACAGACAUGGGUGUGAAGCCCAGCUCGCCUUUUCCAUGGUGAGGCAUAUCUUUUGGCAGUACUGGCUGUGGUCCCUUUUUUCAAACAAGCUACAAAAGUGCUUGCUCAAAUUGUGCUUUGGUUUGAAGUUUUAAUCUUACAGAUUUGUGAGGAUGGUCCUUUUUUCUUCAUAUCGAUUGCAUGUGUAAGCAAGUCAUGGCCAUAUACUGGAGACAGAUUAAAGCUGCUUUUCCCUAGAAAUAAGUUUCCUACAGAUACAAUGUUUAUGAGCAUUGAGAAAAUCAAGACAUGUGCCCUAAAUCACAUGGAAUAUUAAUUACACAAGAAGAUAAGUAAUUCCAGUCAUUGGAAGAGGGUCACAUUCAGAAUUGUAAAAGCAUUUGAAUAAUGAAAGCUUGGCUUUUCAGAGACAAUGCAAAGAUGUGUUAGAAUUGCUACAUCCACACCUUUGAAACACACAGCAUGGGCACCCUAAUCACUGCACAGAGUAUAAUCAGCCUGACGAUGAAAUUGAGAGUCUAAAAGUCAGUCAACUCAUGUGCUAUGUAAAAAUAUACCAAGUACAAAACAUCUAUGUAUUUAAUAGGUGACUCCGUUAUGCCAUAACUCCGCCAAGUUUAUAUUAACUAGUCAGUCAACUGAAGGCUUUUUCUGUUGUGUUAUGUGUAAAUGUCUGAAAAGUAAAAUAAUUCUUGGGUUCCUUUGAAGUCCAUGAAGUGUGAGGAAGUGCCAUUCCUGCUUGUUCGAUGUGAGUGGUUUUGCUAGUUGGGUUGGCUCUCUGUGCUUUGUACUGUGAAUGAGCGUAACCAGGUUUCUCAGCAAUGGCUCCUUGGCUGGCUCUUUCAGGGAUGGUGGAGGAAAGAAAUGUACCCUAUAGUCACAAACUAUCCAGGUUCCCAAAUAGGAAAAAAUAAAGAUACAUUAUGAAUUUUAUUUUAUUCUUAUUCUAUGAUGAUCGGUUUUACGUAUUGUGGCGCACCUUCUAAAAAUCUGCAACGUUGUAAGGAAAGAAUCAGGCACCAUAAUCCUGUGAAAGUAACACCCUACUAAGCUUCUCACUCCAAGCCUCAUUCUUCAGGUCUGUGUCUGAUGUGAAGAGGAUGUCAUUCACAUGGAUGCUGGUGUAGACGAGUCUCUCAGAGCCUUUCUUCAAACAACUUCAGUUUGCAGUAUCCCCCCAGUUAUGUAUUCAGAAUGCCUUAAUUAGCAUUUAGAACCCCAACUUGAUUUAGACUUUAUUGACUUAAGUUAGAGGCAGACCAAUUUAGAAACCGAUUUUGUUCUUUGUUUUUAUAAUCAUGUGUAAUUUGCAACUGUUACUGUGACCUGACAUCACUGAGUAGGACCCCAAAAUCAUAUCUGCUGGUAAAGAAAAAAAAGCAGAGACUUCGCUAUUGUCUAGAAGUUAUUUUUCUCUUAACUAAAGGUUUCCCACUUAAGGUAGAAAUUACUGUUUACUUCUGCCUCCUACCUUUAUUGGUUACCUUACAAAACCAAAACAUUUUUUACAAAUGAGGUUAACCUUUGUAAAUAGUCUGUAUCCCACCUGUCUCCUGUUGCUUCACAGACUUAAUAUCAGUAUUUAUCAAGGAGUCUCACAUCUCCUGAACUCUUUCACUGUAUCCAUCCUUUUGUCACCACUAUCUCCCUGCUUCAAAUGUACAAGUUUCCUUGGUGUCGUAACCUUGGACAAACUCAGGCUUAUGAAUGACGUGGACUUUUAGAGGAUCAGAUCAAUAAGUAAGAUUUUUCAUUUUUUUAGGGCAGCUGCAUCCACUCUUUUAAGUAAGGAAUCUCAAAUAAGGAUGUUGACAGCACUCACAGCAAGCCAUUGGGCAGAAAACUGUCUGCAUAUUCUAGACCAAUGAUUAGAAGCUGUUGUAUGAGUUAGGGAGCCAAACAGGUCCUCACUUCUCUCCUUGGCACUCCUGAGAGAGAUGCCAAAUUCAGAAGUUGAACAUUUCUUGGUGCUAUAGGGAAAAAUGAAGUCUGUGUGCUUACUUGGGAGUCCCAAAAGGCAAGGGCCAUUUACAAUUAUUACAAACAUAAAUAUCGUCCAUCAUCCAAGAUGUUCAAUUACAGGGCUACUUGAGGAAUUUAAGUGUUGGAGGGAGGUGGGGGCCAAAGAUGCCAACAGCACCUUAAUUAAAUGACCACUUUCUCCUCUUUGUACCAUCUGCCAUCUUGGCUGUGUUUCCCAUGGUCUGUACCCUUCCGGGGUUGAGAACAGCCCAAGUUUGCCUUAAAUCCACUCAGUCUCUUAGAUUAAAAAUAGGCAUUGUUUUGUGUAUGGCAGCACAUGUUAGCCAUUUUAUAUUUGCCUCUGUAUCUUCCUCUCCCUCAUUUUUACAGAGAACAAUGCCUGCACAUGAUUUAUGCUUAAAAUUUGAGGUAACACCACAUUGAGGGCUGUGAUUUCAAGAGUUUUCUCGAACUCUGAGCUGAAACCUUUACCAAUGACUAGGGAGUUUGGCAAGGAAGACGACUGUUUUUUAAUUCAAAAUCCUAUUUAUAUAGUUAAAAUUUGAGGUACUAUAGUUUAUAUAAAAGUUGGAUAUUUAGAUAUUAUAUUUCAGUACUAGGAAUUUCUUUGCAGCCAUUAACAUGACAAAUUAAGUAAUAUGAAAAUGUCAGUAAAUUAUCAUUGAAUUUUUUGUUUAUUUUGUAGUGUUUCUGUAUUUAUCUGCACUUUGUGUAUAUAUAUACACACACAUACAUACACAGACAUGUAAAUAACCUCAUGUUAUUCCUAAUCUAAAUUGCCACAAUAUCUUUAAUGUAUGUUUACACUGUAUUUUAAA
Molecule: messenger RNA, 8406 nt
Organism: Equus quagga
Lineage: Eukaryota; Metazoa; Chordata; Mammalia; Perissodactyla; Equidae
Gene: ARHGAP42
Product: Rho GTPase activating protein 42
Exons: 24
Coding region: 534-3158 (874 amino acids)
Biological process (GO): signal transduction
Cellular component (GO): cytoplasm
Molecular function (GO): protein binding; GTPase activator activity
Source: RefSeq, a predicted model, not a curated record